AUCUACUUUCUUACUGUUUAAAAUCAUACUACUGUUUAACCAGAGGGUAAUAUAUUGGUGACAAAGCCAAAACUAUCUGAUGUAUUAUACAACUAUGCAAACCUUAGCUAACUAUAUAUUUUUUACUCACGUGCAGUUGAACGUCCAGCAGCAACGUUGUUUGCUUCCGAUUUUUUUGGUACAAGUUAGCUAGCAGCCGCACACAAUAAAAACAUAUCAACUAGAUUUAGUUUUAAUUUCAGUUUAACUAAGGUGUUAAAAACAAAUCAAUUUGGUUUUGGUUUUAGACUAAACUUCACAAAUAAAAAAUGUUAAACUUAAGGAUGCUAAAAUUUAAUUAGUUGUUUCAGGUAAGGUAGAUUGUGUUGUUCAAAUAUGAUGCUUUUAUUACUGGCACUGACUUAGCUAGUAUACCAAAGAUAAGUUUCCUCAAUAUUUGAAAGGACCUCAUUCGAUUGUCAAAAGUAUAUUCUGUUGAAAUGGAUUUUCAUAUUAAAGGUUUCCACUGGGUGGCUAGCUAUAGCUAUGCGUGGUGAAUCAAUAUCCAAUUGGUUUUUUUUCACUUGGUUUUUUUUAUUUGACAACAAAUUAUCUUUUUUUUCUACACUCUGCUGCAGGUAGAUAAGAUGACUUGCUAUAAACUUUGUUUACAUUUUUUUCGGCAGGCAAAUAGUUUUUUAACAAAUCAGAUCUUUUAAAAAAAAUUAUUAGCCAAUUGAAUUCCUUUAUUUUGCCUGCCAAAAAUAUAAAAACAACAAAUUAUCAAGACAGCAAGUCAUCUAUAUAUAUGUGGUGCCAUAUAAGAUCCUGAUAUAUAUAAAAAAAGGAAAAAUGUAUGUAUUUAUAAAAAUUUUUUGUAUGUGGUGCCAUAAUAGGACAGCAAAAUCCACAAGUAUGGUCUUUAGGAGGUCAACAUCGAUGGUCGUUUUAGAACUGGGGCAGGCAGUCUUCUUUGACUUGUGUAGAGAGCCCCCUAAUAGUCUCAAAAUGUGGUUGAAUAAACCUUUUUAAAAUGUUUAUUGAAGUGGCGGACACUGCUUUCUCUGGUAGAAUGUGCCAUAUAUUAACUCAGUGGCUUAAAUUUUAUUGCACAUGAAACAGUGUAGGUGACAUGCAAUAAUUAACCUGGGUAAUGGGGAUAAAGUAGGAGGGUUAAAGGGGUUAAGAAGUACAAAGCGUUUGUAAAGUUAUUUAAGACAUUAAAACCUUAAAUUCUUUUAAUCAUUAAUGGUCUUAUGAUAUUUAGCUGCAGUCAUGUAGUUGCGUAGAUGCGUUGUGGUUUUUUCUGCCAUGUCGAAAAAGUUGAAAGAUACGAAAAAAGAACAGAAAAUAUCAGAACAUCUAAGUGUAAAGAGUAGUGACAGUUACAAUCCUGAUCGUAAGAGUUAUGAAAAAGUAGAGGCAACUAAGCUGCCUAUGCUAUGCAAUGCCGUUUACAUGAAAGAUCUACAGAAGGUUAAGAAACUGUUAAAACUGAAUCCAUUAAAACACCUAACUCUUAAAGAUAAGAAUGGCAGAACGGCAUAUCACUAUGCCGCAUUUUUUGGUUACAAAGAGAUUUUAGAAGAAUUAAUAAAAGGAUCCAAACUUUUGGAUUUGCUGGACUCAAAGGAUGCUACUGGAAAAACACCGUUAUUUAAGGCUGUGGAAAGUUGCUCAGUUGAUUGUGUUGAUCUGUUAAUAUUGCAAGGUUGUCAGACAACAACUUAUGAAAAGAGUGGAACAACUGCACUUCAUGUAGCAGUACUUGCAAAUAAAAUACAACUUGUAGAAAUUUUAGUUGAAGAUGGCAAGGCUGAUAUUAACGUCCCGGAUCAGCUUGGAUUUACACCACUUCACCUUUCAUGUGGACUUGGGUAUAUCGAAGUUGUCAAAUACUUGCUUCUACAUCAUGCUAAUCCAAACACCAAAGAUAAGAAAGGAAGAACUCCCCUGUUUGGAGCAGCAAUGGACAAUUCAGGAACAAUAACUGAACUGCUUCUUGAAAAUGGGGCUGACCCAAAUGUUGUAGAUGAACUUGGUAAAUUACCUGCCAUACCAAAAAAACAUAAACACUUACAACGAAAACCAGGAAGAUCACCCUCACCAUUAUUUCCAGAAAAAACUAGCCAAAGUCGUGUACCCGUUGUUAAGCAUAAAGUAGAGAGAGAAAUACUUAAAGGAACCUCCAAAGAUCAGUCUGAUUCAAGUAAAGAAAGUGUACCUAUGGUUGAGCAAAAAGAUGAGGGAGAAGUAGUUCAGCAGACUUCAAAAGAGCUUCUUCCUGUUUCUACCAAGUUGCUAAUUUUGCCUAGUUACAGUAGUGAUAGGAAGGAAAAAGCUGUGUCAGCAGAUGAAAGUUCACAACCGCGUUCUCUGCCUGAAAUUCCUCAAACCAUCACUUCCAAAGAUAAUUUGAAUAAACUUAAAAAAGCACCAAAAGUUCUAACAGAAAUAGAUUCAGCUCAAAGCAUAAGCAAACAGUAUAGUACAGAUGAAGGAGAGCAUUUAUCAGCAACUGAGAGCAUGCAAAUGGAUGCUAUAAUGGAAAAUGAGAAACAACAAAACAAAUAUUCCCUUGAUAAAGAAGAAGAAUCUUUUGAAAGUAUUGGUGAAUUGACUUUGUCAACCAUCUCACCUAAUUCUACAGGAGCAAAUGAAACAGUUAUUAAAAUUGAAACUCCAAAGUCAGAGAAAAGUCAACACAUGACACAUGAAAGUUUUGUUGAUUCAUUAGAAUUAGAGAAAUUAAAAAUGAAGGAACAAAAGAUGCCUUACUCAUUGCCACAACCUAUGAAAAAAGUAUCAUUUGAGCAGGAGAGAUUAAACUUUCUUCGUCAAAAAAAUUGUGAGUUGCUUGGUAGGAAAUUGAUGAGAUGUAACGAGUUGGAAGAAAGAAUGAAGUAUUUGGUUGAGAAGUUUACUGCAAGAGAACUUGAUUUAGGAAUGAAAAACAGAAUAAUAAAGCAAGAAAAUACAGUCUUAAUAUUAGAACAUGACAACAUGGCCUUAAAAAACGAACUUAAUGCAAUGCGUGAAAAGAAUGUCAAGUUGAAUGAAGAUAUUACAAGAUAUAAACAUCUUGCUAAUAGACAAAACAUGACAUCAGGUGAAGAGUAUACCUGGAAGUCAAACAGAAAGGAAUCUUCCAAUAAGGUAAAUGAGGAUCUAGAUUUGCAAGCAGAAAUAAACCAACUAUUAAAGGAGAAUUCUGAAUUUAAAAAUGAAAUUAAGAAUCUGAAACUUGAGAAACUAGUUGAAACCAGACAGGAGCGGUAUGCAUUACCUAAUCAAAUCAACACAGAGGAUGACAUAUCGGAAAUCAGUGAAAGGAGUAUACCGCUUGAUGAAACAGAGAACGAUAUACAUACCUCUGAAACUUCAGUAAUGUUAAAGCCUAGUAAAAACAAAGUAAAAGACUUGCAUCCUGUUGUAGCCAUAUCUAAAAGUGAUGGUGAAAUUAGAAAGAAACCUGAAAUUUCACGUCCUCCUGCAGUACCACAGAAUGGCCUGUCAGAUGUCGCACCACGGAAGCCUAGCCGUCCUUCACGCCCAUCUCGUUUAUCAUUACCACAACAGUUUGAUAUGAAAGCUGAGCAAUCAAAACAAAGCAUAAACCUAAAAGAAAGUCAAGGUGGAAGUUCUCCUGUUUCAAAGCCUGCAUCAAAGGAUUUGUUUUCAGUUAAGAAUUUGCAAACUGCAACACAGAAGUCAACAAGUGUGUCUUCUCACAGUAACUUAGAUUCUUCAAAAGAUGAAACAGACUCAGUUGGUAAAGCUUCCAUAACUAGCACUGGAAGUAGAAAGGUAUUCCUUUUUUUCUGUGGAUUUUCCAACCAACUGACUAACUUAAAUCCUAUCCUAUAUCGAUUCCCAUCUAAGGUCAGUUGUAGAAGUUUAUGUCAUUGCAGGAUUUUUCUUAAAAAAAAGGUUAUAAAAAGAAACGCUAUGAAAAAAAUAUUAAUGAAGGGCACAAAGCACGGUUAUUUAAUCAUUUUAGCACAUUGCAAACCUAAAUCUAAGCUGCUUUUUAACAGUUUUGAAUGUUUACCAGGGUUUCUAAAUAUUCCAGAGAUGGAGCAGAAUGUCUGAAAGAAAAGAUCUGUUUGUUCGUUUCUCUCUUUGGAAUCUUCUUGAAGGCACUGGUCACAUCUUAGUCACCAUAUUUAAUGAUCCUAACGUGUGUGUUUUGACCAUUAGUCGGUUUUGUUUAUUAUUUUAUAUUUUCAAUCAGAUACGAAACAGACAAUGAUAUACAUACCUCUGAAGCUUCAGAAAUAAGACAUGACUAUAAAACAUUUAUUCCACCGACCCAACCACACAGAAAAGAAUAAGAAAAAAAUUUUCUUAUAUUGUGUCGCAUAAUAUUGCACAUAGAUAUCAACCUUAUUUCUCUUGUUUAAGGGUUCAUGUUGCUUUUUUAAAUUUGUAAAAAUUACGUUGAAAGCUUAAUCUUAAUCUAAGUAAGCUAGAUAACUUAUAUCAUGUUAUUUUCUCAUGUUUAUUUUUUUAGAUGAGUUUUAAACGAUUAAAGUUUUGGAAAGGAAAGAAUAAAUAAUAAAAAAUAAUAAA
Molecule: messenger RNA, 4551 nt
Organism: Hydractinia symbiolongicarpus
Lineage: Eukaryota; Metazoa; Cnidaria; Hydrozoa; Anthoathecata; Hydractiniidae
Product: POTE ankyrin domain family member F-like
Exons: 10
Coding region: 1291-4071 (926 amino acids)
Molecular function (GO): protein binding
Source: RefSeq, a predicted model, not a curated record